Molecule: messenger RNA, 4168 nt
Organism: Oncorhynchus nerka (sockeye salmon)
Lineage: Eukaryota; Metazoa; Chordata; Actinopteri; Salmoniformes; Salmonidae
Gene: ky
Product: kyphoscoliosis peptidase
Exons: 7
Coding region: 142-2838 (898 amino acids)
Cellular component (GO): cytoplasm
Source: RefSeq, a predicted model, not a curated record
AUAAAACAGACACAGGUUCGGGAGGUGAGAUCGGUCAAGACAUAGAUGGAGAGAACACAGACAGACAGCCAGACAGAUUUACCAUUGCUGACAAAGCAUCAACACCAGUUUUCUGCUCCGAUAUAACCAAAACUGGAAACGAUGGGCAAUGUUCUUCACAUGAGGUCUGUAGAGGUCCCUUUCCCAAAGAGAUCCCUCAACCUCCGCAGCGUCCAUUGCCCCCUCCCUACCAACAAGUACCAACAGCACUACUGCUACAACAGCAACAACAGCAACAACACUAAAGUGACCGAGGAGGAGUCCUACCCUCAGGCCACACAGAAGGCCUCAGGUCAGGAGGUCAAAACUGGGGAAAGUGGUGAAAAGAAAGCCUCCAAACCCCAAGAUGGCCACUCUAAAGACACCUCAAAAACAACGUCAGACGACAAAAAAGGUCCGUCAGUUGUCCAGCAAGAGUGGAAGCUGUCACUAAAUAACAGCAAUAUCAUGAAAAGCCACAAAACUGUAGCGUCAACCGUAGCAACCAAAACGACAGUGGAAACUGUUGCCGGUGCGGCCCAGUCCAAGACUAGUUCUGUGUUUCAGAAAUGGGCUGCCAUGGAGUUGGAGGUCCAGAGACCCAUGACCAAGCGACAGCUGUCAGAUGAGUGCGCUGCUUACUCCCUCAGGGUGGUGAAGAAGAGUACAGUGAGGAGGGAGGAGGGGGACAUACAGAGGGAUGUGGAAGGACGAGCCCCGGUGAAGCCCAAACUCCAGCCAAGACCAAGGGAGAGCUCCAGUACAGUGAAGAGUGGAAGCGUCUCAAAAAAAAUGCUCAAAAGGGAACUCUUUGCCACCACAGAAGUAUUCAGCAGUGUGGAUAACCAUGCCAUCAAUACUGGAAAAUUGCUCAGUCAAAAGAUCUUCUCAGUUCCGACCAUCACCCAGACCAUCACCCAGACCAUCACGCAGACCAUCACAGAAGGAGCACAGAAUGAGCUGGAGAAACUGAGAGCCAUCUGGAUCUGGCUCUGCCACAACAUCGAGUACGACGUAAGUGGCUACCUUGGCCUGACGGACAAGUUGUGCUCCCCAGAAAGGGUCAUUGAGACGGGUCGGGGCGUGUGCUGUGGGUACUCCAGCGUCUGCAUGCAGAUGUGCCAGGAGGCAGGAAUCGAAUGCCAAGAGGUGUCUGGCCAUGGCAAAGGUAUUGGGUACAGGCAAGGCCAGAGCUACCAAAACACCAAGUCUCUCCACAUGUGGAACGCAGUGAAACUGGGAGGCCACUGGUAUCUACUGGACGCAUGUUGGGGAGCAGGGAGAGUAGACAUGGACAACAAAGCCUUUAUUAAGAGGUACGAUGACUUCUACUUCCUGACAGACCCUGAGGACUUCAUCAACUCCCACUGUCCAGAUGAGAAAGAGUGGCAGCUUCUGGACGAUCCCAUCCCACUGGAGGAGUUUGAGAAGAGGGUUCUAAAGACCUCGGAGUUCUACAGACUGGGUCUGACCCUCCUCCAUCCCAAACACUUCCUGCUGGUCACAGAAAAUGGUGAGGCCUCGGUGUCCAUGAAGUUCACCAAGCCUGUCGACUUCACCUACCAGAUCUCUCAGCGGAGCGGCUGUGAACCCAAAGCGGUCAAUAGCUCAUCUGGCCUGCUCACUGUGACCCGGGAGAGCAUGAGGUUACGACUGCUGCCCCCUACAGGUGGCACGUAUGACGUCAUGAUCUUUGCCCGGUCAGGCAACAACUCAGGGACGUUCAGCUGGGUCUGCUCUCUCCUGGUGGAGUGUCCAGAACAGGAACCAACUGAAGAACUCCCUGAGAACCCCUUCUUGUCCUGGGGUCUGCAGCGGAGCGCAGAGAGCCUGGGGGUUAAGAAGUGCAGCAACGGAGCAGAGGCUGCGGUGUCGGAGACUGGCUCCUUCGAGCUUGUCCUGCACACCUCCAGACCACUCAUGAUGCUGUGUGAACUGACCCAGAAAGACCUUGAUCCGUCCAUAGCCAAGAGGUGUCUGGCAACUCAAAUCCAAUCUGACCGCCUCACCUGUAACGUCCUCUGUCCCUAUCUAGGUUACUAUCGGUUGUCUGUGUUUGUUCGGAACUACGAGCGGCCCCAAGACGGCUUCCAGAAUGGAGGCAACUUCCUCUUGCACUGCACAGGAGGCACUAUCAACCUCAAUGAGCUCUUUCCCACUGCCCUUAGCACUGCUUGUGGGCCUGGCAUCCGGACGCAAGACGCUGGCCUCUCCAAGUUCAGCCACACGGGGGCGCUGGUGAGCACCCAGCAAGGCAAAUGCAACAUUACCUUCCAAAACCAACAAGACCUGGAGCUCCACGCUGUGCUGUUCAAGGAACAACGCAAGAGACUGGGGCACCCACUCUGCCGGCACGUCUUCUUCACCUACAACAGCAGCAAAGUAACCAUCAGCGUGGCCCUACCCGAGGCCGGAGUCUACAAGCUGGGCCUUUACGCCAAAACCUCCACUGACCAGGACUUCAGUCUGCUAUGUGACUUUGUGCUGUGCAACAGCUCAGGGAGCAGCUGGCCUCCGUUCCCCUGCACCUACACAGCCUGGCAGAGGGGCAGCGUGCUGUUCGAGCCCCGCGGGGGUCUCCUGGAGCCCCUGUCCUGGGUGCUGUUCAGGGUCAGGGUGCCUGGGGCCCAGAGGGUGAGCGUGGUGGGAGAGCAGCUGAUGGAGCUGCAGCUCAGUAAGAGCCGUGUGUGGGAGGGAGAGGUGUUCACCGGGGCCAGCAUGUCCCAGCUCAAACUGGCAGCCAGCGGGGGUGGAGGGGGCUCCACUGACAUGGCCAUUAUCAUGUCCUUCGACGUGCUGAGCCAGCAGAACGAAAUGUAAAGCGAUAAGCAGGUGGGCGGGGAGGCGAGGGAUUAAUAAGAGACUGUAUAAACAGGUCUUUUACCAUAGCCUUGUUGAAGCACAGUAAAGCACGGAUGGGUUAGGCUCAAGGAAUAAGGUGCUCCAUCAGAAAUACCUUGGUUUGACAGAGGUACUGAAUGGCAUAAAUGUGAAAUGAUUUGUAGCUUUCGUUUCUGGUUCCGAUUUGUUUGUUUGUUUAGUUCAUCAGAGAAUUAUACCUGACUAUGCCUCAAAGUUUCCUUGCAAGGUGCUGUAUGAAACACAAAUUCAUUCUUCCUGUGUAUAAUAAUUAUUAGUAUGGACUUUGCUGCUCUGUAUAAAAAUGCAUUUAGAAUCAUUACCAUUUGUCAGAAUCCUAUUAAAUUAGUAGUAACAUGAAUUGCUGAAUGCUUUAUGAGCUGUGCAAUGAUGGAUGAAACAGUUAUUAUACUUACAGUACCAGUCAGAAGUUUGGACACACUCAUUCAAGGGUCUUGGGUUGAGGUCGGGUGAUUGUGGAGGCCAAGUCUUCACUAUUAUUCUACAAUGUAGAAAAUAGUAAAAAUGAUAGUUAUUUUAUCCUGUGCAAUACUUUGAUCCUAUAUUGUCUGUUACACGUUAUUGACUUGUGUUUUUACUGCUAAAGAAGGUGCUAGUGGUUAGACUUUCAAGUUUUCAAAAGGUUCUGUUCUCUUGAAGGUUAAUAAAACCCUUUUAAAUCACAAAUCAUUGUUGUUUCCUUUUUUAUUCAAGUCUUUUUUUGUCUAGAUGGGUGUUUAUCUCUAUAUUAGUGUCACGCCUUGACCUUAGUAUUCUUUGUUUUCUUAGGUCAGGGUGUGACGUGGGUGAUGUAUGUGUUAGAGUGUUGGACUAGUAACCGAAAGGUUGCAAGUUCAAAUCCCCGAGCUGACAUGGUACAAAUCUGUCGUUCUGCCCCUGAACAGGCAGUUAACCCACUGUUCCUAGGCUGUCAUUGAAAAUAAGAUUUUGUUCUUAACUGACUUGCCUAGUAAAAUAAAGGUAAAUAAAUAAUAAAUAAAUGUGUUUUUUGCACUGUCUAGGGUUUUUGUAUGUUCAUGGGGUUGUUUACCAUCUAGGUGUUUUAUGUAUGUCUAUGGUUGCCUAGAUUGGUUCUCAAUUAAAGGCAGCUGUUUAUCGUUGUCUCUGAUUGGGAACCAUAUUUAGGCAGCCAUUUUCUUUGGGUAUUUUGUGGGUUAUUGUCUAUGUCUAGUUGCCUGUGUUUGCACUCAGUAUAUUAUAGCUUCACGUUCGUUUUGUAUAGUUUGUUUAGUGGUCUUCGUCUUCAUUAAAGUAUCAUGUAUUCUCAUCA